AUGACCUUAUUAAAGAUACUUAACUAUAUUGAGCCGGUAGAGCCUGUAGCUGUGUUAACUCUCCGACCCACAAAAAAGCAGCAACGCAAAAAAGUUGUAUGGACGGAGGACACCGUCGACAAUGAACACAUGAACAAGAAAAAGUCUAAAUGUUGUUGUAUAUAUGAAAAACCGCGUCGUUUCGGCGAGUCCGACUCGGAAGAGAGUGACGACGAAUGCGAACAUUGUUUUGGACAUGUCGAGAAGAAACGGACUAAGCACAACACACACGUACAAGAGAAAACAGAACAACCUGAACCAACCACAUCUGUGACGUUAGAACCUUCGGAGCCCGCGCCGGCGCCGCCCGAUAAACCGCCCUCUGAUACUUAA
Messenger RNA from Pieris macdunnoughi, 372 nucleotides. NCBI's taxonomy places the organism in Eukaryota, Metazoa, Arthropoda, Insecta, Lepidoptera, Pieridae. The record is from the annotation of a GenBank genome assembly.